Henningerozyma blattae CBS 6284 is the source of this 1107-nucleotide messenger RNA. RefSeq names its product GTP-binding protein RBG1 (gene RBG1). Lineage: Eukaryota; Fungi; Ascomycota; Saccharomycetes; Saccharomycetales; Saccharomycetaceae. The coding region runs from base 1 to 1107 and encodes 368 amino acids. The transcript has a single exon. Gene Ontology annotation, biological process: cytoplasmic translation. Gene Ontology annotation, molecular function: GTP binding; GTPase activity. Gene Ontology annotation, cellular component: cytoplasm. The record is from RefSeq and is a predicted model, not a curated record.
AUGUCUACUACAGUUGAAAAAAUUAAGGCCAUCGAGGAUGAAAUGGCCAAAACCCAAAAAAACAAGGCCACUUCCUUUCAUUUGGGUCAAUUAAAAGCCAAAUUAGCUAAGCUACGUAGAGAAUUGCUACAAGCCCCUACCAGUGGAGGUGGAGGUGGAGGUGUUGGUUUUGACGUUGCUAGAACUGGUGUUGCAAGUGUUGGUUUUGUUGGUUUUCCAUCCGUUGGUAAAUCUACUUUGUUAUCGAAAUUAACUGGUACUGAAUCUGAAGCUGCCGAAUAUGAGUUUACCACCUUAGUUACUGUUCCGGGUGUUAUCAGAUACAAGGGUGCUAAGAUCCAAAUGUUAGAUUUACCUGGUAUUAUUGAUGGUGCUAAGGACGGUCGUGGUCGUGGUAAACAAGUUAUUGCCGUUGCCAGAACUUGUAAUUUAUUGUUCAUUGUGCUAGACGUCAAUAAACCUUUAUUGCAUAAACAAGUUAUUGAAAAAGAAUUGGAAGGUGUUGGUAUUAGAUUAAAUAAAACACCUCCUGAUAUUCUCCUGAAGAGGAAAGAAAGAGGUGGUAUCUCUAUCACUAAUACUGUUCCUUUAACACAUUUAGGCCAAGAUGAAAUUAAAGCCGUUUUAAAUGAAUAUCGUAUUAAUAGUGCAGAAGUCGCAUUUCGUUGUGAUGCCACUGUAGAUGAUUUAAUUGAUGUCUUAGAAGCACCAUCGAGACGUUACAUGCCAGCAAUAUAUGUAUUGAAUAAGAUUGAUGCCUUAUCAAUAGAAGAAUUGGAACUAUUAUACAGAAUUCCAAAUGCAGUUCCAAUAUCUUCAGGCCGAGAAUGGAAUUUGGAUGAACUAUUACAAGUCAUGUGGGAUAGGCUAAAUUUAGUCCGUGUUUAUACCAAACCAAAGGGCCGUGAUCCAGAUUUUAGUGAUCCAGUUGUUCUACGUGCCGAUCAUUGUUCUGUGAAAGAUUUCUGUAAUCAAAUUCAUAGAUCUCUAGUUGACGACUUCAGAAGUGCAACAGUAUACGGUACAUCUGUUAAACACCAACCUCAAAAUGUUGGUUUAAGUCAUAUAUUAGAAGAUGAAGAUGUUGUUACAAUUUUAAAGAAGUAA